Messenger RNA from Procambarus clarkii (red swamp crayfish), 1320 nucleotides. RefSeq lists its product as uncharacterized. The record is from RefSeq and is a predicted model, not a curated record. Lineage: Eukaryota; Metazoa; Arthropoda; Malacostraca; Decapoda; Cambaridae.
AUGACCCGGAGCGGGUGUCUGACCCUGGGUGUGGUGACCCGGGGCGGGUGUGGUGACCCGGGGCGGGUGUCUGACCCUGGGUGUGGUGACCCGGAGCGGGUGUCUGACCCUGGGUGUGGUGACCCGGAGCGGGUGUCUGACCCUGGGUGUGGUGGCCGCCGUGCUGUCGGUAUUGGCUCACACCUACGUAACCCGCCGUCCCUCGCCCCCUGCGGCCGUCCCUCGCCCCCCUGCGGCCGUCCCGUCCCUCGCCCCCCUGCGGCCGUCCCGUCCCUCGCCCCCCUGCGGCCGUCCCUCGCCCCCUGCGACCGUCCCUCGCCCCCUGCGGCCGUCUCUCGCUCCCUGCGGCCGUCCCUCGCCCCCUGCGACCGUCCCUCGCCCCCUGCGGCCGUCCCUCGCCCCCUGCGGCCGUCCCUCGCCCCCUGCGACCGUCCCUCGCCCCCUGCGGCCGUCCUUCGCCCCCUGCGGCCGUCCCUCGCCCCCUGCGGCCGUCUCUCGCCCCCUGCGGCCGUCUCUCGCCCCCUGCGGCCGUCUCUCGCCCCCUACGGCCGUCCCUCGUCCCCUGCGACCGUCCCUCGCCCCCUGCGACCGUCCCUCGCCCCCUGCGACCGUCCCUCGCCCCCUGCGACCGUCCCUCGCCCCCUGCGACCGUCCCUCGCCCCCCUGCGAUCGUCCCUCGCCCCCCUGCGAUCGUCCCUCGGCCCCCUGCGACCGUCCCUCGACCCCUGCGGUCGUCCCUCGCCCCCUGCGACCGUCCCUCGCCCCCUGCGACCGUCCCUCGCCCCCUGCGGCCGUCCCUCGCCCCCCUGCGACCGUCCCUCGCCCCCUGCGGCCGUCCCUCGCCCCCCUGCGGCCGUCCCGUCCCUCGCCCCCCUGCGGCCGUCCCGUCCCUCGCCCCCCCUGCGGCCGUCCCUCGCCCCCUGCGACCGUCCCUCGCCCCCUGCGGCCGUCUCUCGCCCCCUGCGGCCGUCCCUCGCCCCCUGCGGCCGUCCCUCGCCCCCUGCGGCCGUCCCUCGCCCCCUGCGGCCGUCCCUCGCCCCCCUGCGGCCGUCCCUCGCCCCCUGCGGCCGUCCCUCGCCCCCUGCGGCCGUCCCUCGCCCCCCUGCGGCCGUCCCUUGCCCCCUGCGGCCGUCCCUCGCCCCCCUGCGGCCGUCCCUCGCCCCCUGCGGCCGUCCCUCGCCCCCUGCGGCCGUCCCUCGCCCCCUGCGGCCGUCCCUCGCCCCCCUGCGGCCGUCCCUCGCCCCCCUGCGGCCGUCCCUCGCCCCCUGCGGUCGCUCAGGUCGCCUCAAGAAACAAUGUUGUUCAAGCAGGUAUCACUAG